Messenger RNA from Lampris incognitus (smalleye Pacific opah), 2461 nucleotides. Its product is annotated as calcium uptake protein 3, mitochondrial-like. Bases 30 to 1391 code for a protein of 453 amino acids. The transcript is spliced from 12 exons. NCBI's taxonomy places the organism in Eukaryota, Metazoa, Chordata, Actinopteri, Lampriformes, Lampridae. Gene Ontology annotation, molecular function: calcium ion binding. The record is from RefSeq and is a predicted model, not a curated record. Gene Ontology annotation, biological process: mitochondrial calcium ion homeostasis; calcium import into the mitochondrion. Gene Ontology annotation, cellular component: uniplex complex.
CAAGCAGGCAGCAGUUGGAGCAAAAAGCUAUGGCCGCCUUCCGCAGGGUGACGGCGCUGGCCGGCAGGCUGAACCUCCGGCCGGUGUGGAGGAGCAGCGGAGCUACGGGCGGAGGACGCGCGGCCAGGAGGCGCCUGGUGGUCGGGAUGUGUCUCGCGACGGGAGGUGCCGGUUUGGCGUAUCACCUCUACAGCAGCGACUUGACAAGCGGGGAGAAGCAGAGGAGGAGUAGUAAGCCCAGCAUCAGCGGACGGGAUUUGUUUCCUCCUCUCCCCGCCGUGGAGGCGAAGGAAAAGGCACGACCCUGUGACUUUGAGGAAGGUGAAGUCUACAUGUCGUCCCAUGAGCACCGCUUCCGUAUGUUCAGCUCUGUGGAGUAUGAGGGACAGCUGUACAUGACCCCGCAGAACUUCAUCGAGUCCGUCACCAUGAGCGAGCCCAGGAACAAGAGGCCCUGGAGGUCCCUGACCAAACAGGAGUUGGAGAAGAUUCUCUCUGACACUCCACCGGUCUGGAGAGGGACAUCUAAACUUUUCCGCAACCUGAGAGAGAGAGGCAUCAUCGCAUACACAGAAUACCUCUUCCUGCUCUGCAUCCUGACAAAGCCUCAUGCUGGCUUUAAGAUUGCCUUCAACAUGUUUGAUGCUGACGGCAACCAGAUGGUGGACAAGAGGGAGUUCCUGGUGCUUCAGGAGAUCUUUCGCAAGAAAAAUGAGAAGAGAGGGAGGAAGGGGGAUGCUGAAAAGUCAGCCCAGUUGCGAGCCGAUGAGAAUAUAAUGGUUGACACAACCCUAUUGGUCCAUUUCUUUGGAAAAAAGGGGAAGGCGGAGCUUACCUUUGAUGACUUCUACAGGUUCAUGGAUAACCUCCAGACGGAGGUGUUGGAGAUAGAGUUCCUAACCUAUUCCAAGGGAAUGACCACCAUCAGUGAGGAGGACUUCGCAAGGAUCCUUCUGCGCUUCACCAAUGUCGAAAACAUCAACGCAUACCUGGAAAAUGUCCGCCAGUGUAUCCCGGAUGAGAAGGGAAUCACCUUCGACGAGUUCAGAUCCUUCUUCCAGUUUCUCAACAACCUGGAGGACUUUGCCAUUGCCAUGCAGAUGUACAACUUUGCGUCGCGCUCCAUUGGACAGGAUGAGUUUGCGCGGGCUGUGUAUGUGGCCACAGGACUGAAGCUGACGCGUCACCUGGUCCAUACCAUCUUUAAGAUCUUUGACGUGGACCAUGAUGAUCAGCUGUCCUACAAGGAGUUCAUUGGCAUCAUGAAGGACCGGCUGCACAGGGGAGCCAGGGGGAAUGGCGGACACCACUCCUCCUUCUCCAGCUGCGUUCGCACCGAGGCCAGGAGACAAGUCCGUCAGCUGUGGAAGAGGUUCAAGGACACGGCCUGAGGGAGAGAAGGAGGGAGAGGAGAAGGAGACCUCGUUGGGGUUGCAGAUGUGGUGGGAGUAGGAGAUCAUCGAGGAAUUGAGUUUUGUGAAGGAACAAUUAAAACUUCUCAUCAGUUCUCUGCAAUAACCUUUCCCCUACACCUACACCUAGCAUGGCCACAUACACCUGACCGAUGUUCUCUGUGCCGAGACACAACAAGAUCGCCUCCCCUUUGGUUUCUGUCACAGUACUCAUCUCAUUCUAGAAAAGCAUUUUGUUGGGGGGGGGGGGAUAGAAUAGAGUGCAAUAGAUUUGAAUAGAACGUUGUUUUUCAACUGAAGAUUCAGAAGUGGGCUAGCUCGCACCACCCAGGACACAGUUACACUGCUGCACUACACACCACAGCAAAGAAAUGCAAAGAGCACAAUAAUAUCGGUGGUGAAAGUAAGUCUAAUGAAGUGAAAGUAAAUCAUUUCAAAGAGUUCAAAACAAGUCAUAUCAUAAGACAACAAAAAAGCUCACUGUGAUUGGGACUUCUUAGAGAGAGAGAGAGAGAGAGAGAGAGAGAGAGAGAGAGAGAGAGAGAGAGAGAGAGAGAGAGAGAGAGAGAGAGAGAGAUGUUUAUAUUAAUUUUUUUACAUUUAGGUUCAAUCUUAUAAAUAUGUCUGGAUCUAAAAUGUCUUUGUUUUGUGCUUUGUCAGUGUUCCUGCAUGUAUGACACAAGACUCUGAAACCCACAUAGGUGCCUUUUCUCCCAACAUCCUGUAUGCAUCAAUAAAAUAUUUAACCAGUUUCAGCAUUAUGCAGCUUUAAGCAAGUGAAAUUACAUUUUAUCAAUGUUAUGCAGUCGGUGUAUGCAAUUCAUUACAGAGCAUUUUUUAUUUAUUAUAAAAUUAGUUAUAACCUAUCCUCAAACUAGUUAAGCCCUGAUUUUGUGUACUUCUCAUUGAAUGGACAGGUGUAUCAAAUGACAUGGAUCGAACAGGCAAAUUGUAUACAACUUUAUCAAAACUGCUCAAGCAAUGAAAUGUUUUGCUCCAAUGGAACUUGAAACAAUGAAAUGUUCAGUGCACAAAUAAACUACUUUGGG